UCUGGGCCUUAGAUGUUUCUCCAGGGAUCCCUCACCAGAACUGGCCCGGCCAUCGAAAAUUGAACCCCUUUUAACAAAUCAGACCAAACCAUUUUAUAAUUACAGGGGGUCUCACAGGAUCUUAAUUCAGAAAUUUAGUACAUCAUAAACAAAAUUAAUGUAAUAUAUACAAAUAAACUUUAUACACUUAUGAAAUUACAUUCAACAAAACAAUAACAGAAAUAAACUAAAACACAAAAAUAGACUUUAUACAUAACAUCCAAACAAACCCCAAACCCAAACGGUCCCCCAAACUACAUUUCCCAUAAUUCCUAACAAAAAAUAUAAAGGACAUCAGGAAAUGCCGCGCUCGUUUGAUACCAGGCCUUUGCUCCAUGCUGCAGUCAUGGAUCCCGGCUGAACCACGGGUGAGAUAAACAAUUCAAAUAAUUAAAUAAAUUUAAACCCAUUUCUGUGUAGUUGUGAUUUUAUUCCAUCACUAGCGUGCACUCUAGUAAGGAACUGGGUCGCUCUUAGUUCUUUUAAUACUAGCAUAAAGAGUCAACCUACACCUCUAACACAAAAUAUUUUGGGUAAAUAAAAGAAAAACUAAAGUAAAUACACCAAUUUAUAAACAAGCAGACAAACAAUAAAAAUAAACCAAUUGAAAUAAAAUAUGUACCAAGUGUGGCCUUAGCCAUCACAGUCAUAUAACUACAAAACGAUUAAAAUUCAAAAUUAAAUUGUUUUUGUUGUUGUUGUUGUUUGUUCUAUAUAAUGUUUAUUUAAACUGUGAGUGACUGUGACGUGUUUUGAUGGACUCGCGCUCUGAGUCUCAAUAGGGACUUUAAGCAACAACAGCUGAUGGAACGGCAACGGCGAUCUGACGUAAACUGUUAACUGCCGUAGCCAAAGAGCGCAAAAAUCACUAAGCAACAGCAACAGACAGGACGGCGAAACAUUCAAUCAUUUAUCAUUAGUGUAAUACAAAAUGUCAUUUAAACGGGCAAGAGAAAGCGUGCUUUUGGCAUUAAACGACCAUUUAUUGUCAGAAGAAGAGUUUUUAGUCUUGUAUGAUGCCAAUAAGUCUAAAAACCUAGAUUUACCAUGCAAAAUAUAACCUUAUAAUAUUAUACCUUUUAAUCUUGAUGACAUGGAGGAGGAUGAAUGUAUAAAUGAAUUUCGUGUCAGAAAAUGUGACAUGCCAGUCCUGGCAGAUGUUCUCAGGAUUCCCAACGAGAUCAUCUGUGAUCAAAGAAGUGUUGUGGGAGGAGUAGAAGCGCUGUGUAUGCUGCUUAAGAGGCUGACAUAUCCUUGCCGGUACAGUGACAUGAUGCAAAGAUUUGGUCACCGUCAAGUCCCAGUCCUGUGCAUGGCCACAAACUCCAUGCUGGAUUAUAUAUAUGCUGCACAUCAUCAGAGGAUAACUCAGUGGAAUGACAACAUCCUGAACCCUGCUGCAUUAGAAACAUAUGCUGACUGUAUCCACCAAUUGGGAGCCCCUCUUGAAAACUGCUUUGGAUUCAUAGAUGGUACUGUACGACCCAUAGCUAGACCAGGAAUAACACAGAGGAUCCUGUACAAUGGUCACAAGCGCAUUCACAGCCUAAAAUACCAGGCAGUAGCCAUUCCAAAUGGCUUAAUUGCGCAUCUCUAUGGCCCUGUAGAAGGAAGGAAGCAUGACUCUGGGAUGCUGGCAGAAUCUGGACUUUUGUCUUUGCUGGAAAAUCAUGCCAUGUCUGCAGAUGGUCAUCCAAUGUGUGUGUACGGGGACCCAGCAUACCCACUGCGCAUGAACCUGCAAGCCCCAUUUCGAAGUGUUCACCUAACCGCCCAAAUGAUGGAAUUCAACAAAGAAAUUUGUGAAGUCAGGGUGUCUGUGGAAUGGUUGUUUGGGGACAUAGCAAAUUACGGUACUUCAAAUUCAUGGACUUCAAAAAGAACUAAAAAUUGGUUUGAGUAGUGUUGGAAAUCUUUAUGUAGUAUCUGCUUUGUUAAGAAAUGCACUUACUUGCCUGUAUGGUAAUCAGACAUCUCGGUUUUUUAACUUGGAUCCUCCACAUAUUAGAGACUAUUUUUCAUAAUGUAACACACAUGAUGUAAUACACACACACACACACACACACACACACACACACACACACACACACUCUUAGAAGAAAAGGUUCUAUAUAGAACCUUAAA
Messenger RNA from Onychostoma macrolepis, 2163 nucleotides. RefSeq lists its product as uncharacterized. The record is from RefSeq and is a predicted model, not a curated record. The coding region runs from base 1133 to 1942 and encodes 269 amino acids. The transcript is spliced from 2 exons. NCBI's taxonomy places the organism in Eukaryota, Metazoa, Chordata, Actinopteri, Cypriniformes, Cyprinidae.